This is a messenger RNA of Dentiscutata heterogama, 450 nucleotides long. NCBI's taxonomy places the organism in Eukaryota, Fungi, Glomeromycota, Glomeromycetes, Diversisporales, Gigasporaceae. The record is from the annotation of a GenBank genome assembly.
AUGGAACCUUAUGAAAACCAGCUUCCUACGGUUGACGAAAACAAAAAUUCUAUUAUUGAACGUUCUGAUAGUCAUAUCGAAAAAAACAACAAAAAUUCAAACAAUAGAGAUUCGGUUACCGAAAGUCCUUCUACUGUCGAAGCAACUGCAGUUGUUGGUGAGAAUGAAGAUGCUGCUAGCUUUCAAGCAGAAAAUUCUACUACUACGGUUCAUUCCGAGAGUGAUACUAUAGUUGAACUACCUGUUAUUGAAGAUGGAGCACCCGUUAGCUUUCAAGCAGAAAAUUCUACUGCAGAGGAUCAUUUUGAGAGUGAUACUGUAGUUGAACCACCUUUUGUUGAAUAUGGAGCACCAACAAUUGACAUAUUUCCUUAUUGUCCGAUUGAGUUUCCAGAAAACACACCUUUGCUCGACCAAUAUGUCAGAGAGUUAACGUCAUUAUUGCAAUAA